AUGGUAGUGAAAAGAGGCUGUCCUAAUAUAUUGAGAAUGGUUAACGUUAUCAUUGCUGAUUUCGAUGAAACUAUUACUGUUAAAGAUACAAUAAGUAUCGUAGCUAAGAUGCCUUAUAUAUUUAAAGCUAAUAAGAAUUUACCUGAAUGGUCGUUCUUUACAGAUUAUUAUUUGUCAAUCUACAAGCAAAACAUAAGAAAUUUCAAGAGAUCAAUUCCGAUCGUCUCAAGCUCUUUGCCAAAUAAUAUUGAUGAUUACUAUUCUUCAUUAUCUAAUGAAUUUAACUAUCAAAAAUUCUUGAAAGCAAAUAUUGAAGAGUUGAGCAUUGAUAAAUUGACCAAAUACAAUGUAUUCAAAGAUAUCUCUGUAUCCCAAGUGAAGCAAUUUGCACGAGAUCCAGGUUGUCAUGAUUUGGUGCGUAAAGGUUUCCAGCAAUUUUUAACAAACUAUCAACAUCACUUCAAUAUCAUUUCAAUCAAUUGGUCAAAGGAAUUCAUUAGUAACGUAAUUAAAAAUAACUGCGAGAUCGAUAUACCUUUGCAGUCUAUAAAUUGUAACGAUCUUCUUUUAGACAAUGGUGUCUACACAGGGACUUUUUCAAGAGAUAACAUUGUUGGAUCAGAUAAAGUUGUUACUUUAGAAAAAAUAAUUACUUCAAACGAAGAUAAUUCUUCAGCUCUAACAAGUCCGAAUGUUUAUUGGUAUAUAGGAGAUAGUGAGACUGACCUCUUGUGCCUAUUACAUCCACGAGUGAAUGGAAUACUUCUCUUGGACCCAUUAGAGAACAAAGAUAAAUUCCUAAGGAUAACUAGGACUCUUCUAAACAUCGUUGAUCCUAAACUACAAGAAUUCAUCGAUACACCAGAUGAAAGGUUCAUCAAGUGUUUGUCAAAGGGUUCAAAUAAUGUAUAUUUAGCUAAAGAUUGGUAUAGCAUUAAUCAGUAUAUAAACUCAUUUAAAUAA
Molecule: messenger RNA, 963 nt
Organism: Vanderwaltozyma polyspora DSM 70294
Lineage: Eukaryota; Fungi; Ascomycota; Saccharomycetes; Saccharomycetales; Saccharomycetaceae
Gene: CTO1
Product: Cto1p
Exons: 1
Coding region: 1-963 (320 amino acids)
Source: RefSeq, a predicted model, not a curated record